Salvelinus sp. IW2-2015 is the source of this 2581-nucleotide messenger RNA. Its product is annotated as E3 ubiquitin-protein ligase NEURL1-like. Gene Ontology annotation, molecular function: ubiquitin protein ligase activity. The record is from RefSeq and is a predicted model, not a curated record. Gene Ontology annotation, cellular component: postsynaptic density; plasma membrane. Gene Ontology annotation, biological process: negative regulation of Notch signaling pathway. Lineage: Eukaryota; Metazoa; Chordata; Actinopteri; Salmoniformes; Salmonidae.
GCGGCCGUUUGGGCUACUUGCGCGGGAGAUAAAAGUAACUUGGAGGAGUUUCCAUGCAUUUUUCAAAGCUGUGUAGGUCAUCCAUAUUUCCUAUAGCCUGUUUCCUUCCUCUCAAUGCAUAACAACUUGUUUUGGGGCGGGCUAGGUUUGUUUAUACGGUCAUUUUUUCGCGGACCUCAAAAGGAGUUGGAAUUCUCCUUCGUUGGUGAUAGCGAUAAUGGUAAUUAUUGAAGCUUCACCUUAUGUGAUUCUACGCUGCGGUGUGGUGCUGCUAUUGUAUCCGAUCUGUGUCGGUCCGAUGUGAAUCGGCUUGGACAGCCACUACUCUCACGGAGGGUUAAGUGUUAGGACUUCUGUGAACGGGAGAGAACGAAAUCGUGAAUUAUCCGAUUAUGUUAUGUUGACAGCCAAGGAGCGCAUGUCUCUGAAUUUUUGGUCUAACAAACCCAGAGAAGAGGAACUUGCCUUGUAUUUAAACAUGGGAGGUCAGAUAACAAGAAAUACCUUGUACGAUUCUCUGGGUGGCCCCUUCCCCAACACGUCUCACCGCUGCCACCAUAAGCCCACCAAGAGAUGUCUCCCUAUCCAGCAGUGUGGGGGCAGCAGGUCCUCCUUUCCCCUGCUCUUCCACCCUAGUGCCAAGGGCUCCCAGAUUGUCAUGGACAUGGCUCAGAGGACCGUCAAGAGACAGGCCAGCUUCUGCAACGCCAUCACCUUCAGCAACCGGCCCAUUGCCCUGUUCGAGCAGGUCCGCCUCAAGAUCACUAAGAAGCAGUGCUGCUGGAGCGGAGCCCUGCGUCUGGGCUUCACCUCCAAGGACCCAUCCCGCAUCAACCCAGACAACCUUCCUAAGUACGCCUGCCCAGACCUUGUCUCACAGAAUGGAUUCUGGGCCAAGGCCCUGCCCGAGGAGCUGUCCAACGAGGGCAACAUCAUCUCCUUCUGGGUGGACAAGAAGGGCCGGGUCUUCUACCGUAUCAUUGACUCUAGCCCCAUAUUGUUCUUCUGCGGGGUCCAUGCCUCCGAGCCACUCUGGGCUCUCAUAGACGUCUACGGCCUGACACGAGGGGUCCAGCUACUGGACAGUGAGAUGGUGCCUCUCGACUGCCUGCGUCCUCACUCCUUCACCGCGGCCCACCGGGCGUCCUUAUGGCGGGACACAGACGACCCUCGCCUUUCUAUCAGACUGUGUGACCUUCGCCACCAGGAGGAAGAGGAGCGCCUGCACCCCUUUAGCUCCACCUCCUGUUCCAUCCCCCAGAACUCCCUCAACUCCCAGCAGUGCUCCCUGCUCCCCUCGCUUCUUGACAGCGAUCUCCACUUCCACCCACUCCGAGGUGCCAACGUCAAAGCCCUCGAUGAGAACACGGUGACCCGGGGCGUGGAGCACCGCAGCGGUGACGAGAGGACCUUGGUGUUCACCAGCCGGCCACUGUGUUGUGGAGAGAGUGUGUUUGUGAAAGUGACCAAGGCGGGUGGCACUCGUCUCGGGUCACUCUCCUACGGCGUGACGUCGUGCGACCCGGCCGGGCUUCGGCCCAAUGACCUGCCAUACAGCCCGGAGUCUCUGGUCGACCGCAAGGAAUUCUGGGCGGUGUGUCGGGUAGGGACGCCCCUGCAUAACAGUGAUAUCCUGGGUUUCGGGGUGAACGUGGAGGGGGAGGUAUUUCUUAGCCUCAAUGGGAUCAACGCGGGGAUGCAGGUGUGUGUGGACAACUCCAGACCUUUAUGGAUGUUCUUUGGUCUGCAUGGAGACGUUACACAACUCAGGAUCCUAGGCUCGUCUUUGAAUGCAGACCCUCAGGGGCAGUCAAUUCCCAGCUCCCCAUCCUGCACCCCUAACACCCCAACACUGCGCUGCAGCGACAGCUCCGAGCCCAACCCCAACUCCAACCUGAACAUCAACCUCAACACCAGCCUCAAUGCCAGCUUCCCACCAGCCUUCAGCAGCUCCACAGGUACGACUCCCAGCUCGCCAUUCUCCAGCCACCCAGAAUACCCCACUUUCCAAGUGUGCUCGGGCUCUUGGAGUGACGAGUGCACCAUCUGUUAUGAGAACGUGGUGGACACGGUGCUGUACGCCUGUGGUCACAUGUGUCUCUGCUACGCCUGUGGCCUCAAACUGAAGAAGAUGGCCAACGCCUGCUGCCCGAUCUGCAGGAGGACUAUCAAAGACAUUAUAAAGACCUACCGGAGCACGUAGGAUCGGCCUGGCUGUGUAACACCGUGGCUCAUUCACCGAGAUCAUCAAAGAAAACAUUGAGGCCUAUCAGUGCAUGUAGGGCUGACCUGUCUGUGUCACCUAUGGCUCAGCUACAGGAGGUUGUUCAUCAAAGACCGUCAGAGACAUAAUUCAGUCUUAUUGGAGCAUGUAGGUUUGGCCUGUCUCAGUAUGGCUCAGCAACACUGAGAUUCAGCAUCAUCCAGUUGGACCGUCAAAUAUGUCCGAAAAUCAUGUUGGGGCAUAAAGGGUUGGCAUUUCACCAUGACCUGUCUACUCUACAGGGUAGGCUUCUGAGAGGCGGACGGUUUAUACUAAUGGCUGGAAUGGAGUAAAUGGAAUGGCAUCAAUUGGGGAGCA